This is a messenger RNA of Kluyveromyces lactis, 666 nucleotides long. RefSeq names its product v-SNARE protein VTI1 (gene VTI1). The record is from RefSeq and is a predicted model, not a curated record. NCBI's taxonomy places the organism in Eukaryota, Fungi, Ascomycota, Saccharomycetes, Saccharomycetales, Saccharomycetaceae. Gene Ontology annotation, biological process: intra-Golgi vesicle-mediated transport; Golgi to vacuole transport; retrograde transport, endosome to Golgi. Gene Ontology annotation, molecular function: SNARE binding; SNAP receptor activity. The coding region runs from base 1 to 666 and encodes 221 amino acids. Gene Ontology annotation, cellular component: Golgi apparatus; endoplasmic reticulum membrane; late endosome membrane. The transcript has a single exon.
AUGUCCUCAUUAUUGCAGAACUAUGAAUCUGAAUGUCAAGUCGCUAUAAACCAGGCGAAGGUUUUGCUUGCUAAUGCUAAGAAUGAUGCCGGUGCUGUUUUAAAAGGUGGAAAAUCGGAUAUACUUUUACAAAUUCAACAGUACCAUGAUGAAUCUUUAGAAUUAGUGGAUCAAAUGGAAAUAGAGUUGAAUAAUACAGGGAACUCGUUGGAUUCUAAGACAAGGGCAUCUUAUAAAGCAAAGAUCAGAGAUUAUAAGAGACAGUGUCAGAAUGAAAUUAAGGAUCCUUUAAAGCAAUUGGUGCAAGAAAGCGAUAGGAAUAAGUUACUUGAAGGUCGCCACUUCGAUAAUGAUGAACAAAGGCAACAGCUUUUAUCGAACCAUGCGCUUUUACAACGUUCUGGUGAUAAAUUACAGGAUGCUACAAGACUGGCAUCCGAGACUGAGAACGUUGGUGCACAGAUAAUGAUGGAUUUGAGAUCUCAAAGAGAAACAUUGGAGAAUGCAAGACAAACUUUGUUCCAUGCUGAUUCGUACGUCGACAAGAGUAUUCGCACUUUGAAAACCAUGACUAGAAGACUCAUAGCCAAUAAGUUCAUUUCUUACGCAAUAAUAGCGGUUUUGAUACUACUUAUCUUGUUAGUGAUAUUCUCCAAAUUCAAAUAG